AAAAUUCUCUGUGUAUAAAGGUUAUCUAUAAAUGACAUAAAUAACAAAGUUGGAGUUUCGUAAAGAAAUAUAUUAUUGGUAAUAGAUAUUAAAGUUUUAAAAAAAGAAUUUUUAUAAACCAAAUGAUUAUGUAAUCGUGUUGUGAAAGCGAUAUAAUUUUUUGCUCUUAUAAGUUGAGACUGUGGAAUAUUUAUAUUUUAAAAUGGGCGAUAAAGAUUCAAAUAAAAAUAGUUUUGUAUAUUUGGAUGUGGAAUUUAAUGGAUUAAAAGCUGGACGAGUUGUGAUAGAAUUAUACAACGAAAUAGUUCCAAAAACAGCAGAAAAUUUCAGACUUUUAUGCACUGGAGAACGUGGGCAGGGUAAAAAGAAAAAACCACUUCAUUACAAAGGUGUGAGGUUUCACAAAGUUGUUCCUAUGUGCAUGGUUCAAACUGGUGAUAUAAUUAAUAAUAAUGGCAGUAGUGGAGAAAGCAUAUAUGGAGAACACUUUGAAGAUGAAAACUUUCUAGUUAAGCAUGAUAAAGAAGGUAUUGUUGGAAUGGUUAAUAGGGGACCAAAUACAAAUCAAUCUCAAUUUUAUAUCACAACUCAACCUUGUUUUCAUCUUGAUGGAACUAACGUUGGUUUCGGAAGAGUGGUUAAAGGAUUAAAUAUACUUGUUGAAAUGUCUGAUCUUCCUAGAGAAAAUGACAUACCAUUGGGGAAUCUCAUUAUUGCAAAUUGUGGAGAAUUUAAACCUGGGGAACCAUGGAACAUUAACGAAGAUGAUGGUACUGAAGAUAAAUACCCACCAUGGCCUGAUGAUUGGGAAAAAGAAGUUGACAAUAUCAAUAUAAUGGAAAUAACUGUAGAAGAUAUAAAGAAUUCUGGUAAUUUUUAUUUCAACAAAAGUGAUUUUGCUAAUGCAGAAAGAAAGUAUGUCAAGUGCUUACGAUAUAUUGACUGGUAUUUGAAUAAAAAACCAGAAGAAACUCUCAAGAAAAGUAUAAAAUUAACAUUAAUGAUGAAUCUGGCAACAGCACAAUUGAAAAGGAAAAAAUAUAAGGAAUCAGCACUUUUGUGUACUCAGAUUAUUAAAGAAGGUUCAGAUAAUGGUAAAGUAUAUUACAGACGAGCACAAGCUAUGCUGGGCCUGAAGGAAUAUGAUUGUGCUUUGAAAGACUUGAAUACGGCUUUAGGUUUCCACCCUAAUGAUAAAAAUAUAAUUCAGUUAUUGAAUUGCGUUAAAAGAGAUAAACUUAGUUAUCUUAAAAAAGAGAAAAUAUUUUUUUCAAAGUUAUUUAACUGAAUAUUUUAGGUAUGAUCUCAUAAAAAUGUUACAAUAUGCCUCACUAGGAAUAUGUUUAUAACAACAAAUAAGUUUUUUGUUAUUACAUAUACAGUGCAACUUCGAUAUAACAAAUAGGGAUAAGUAAAUAUUCAUUAUAUCAAGUAAUUCUUUACAAUUUGUUAUAAAGAGGUAAAAAAAUAGUUUUAUUCACCUCAACAUUACGUACUCAUCUUGUUAUAGCCAACAACUUCUUAUAAACGAUAAUAAUUUUUUAUAAAAUUCAUGUAUUUUUCCCCUUAGAUAAAUAACCAAAUUAAAUGCAGUAAAAUCCGUAAAAUUAGGUAUCAAGGCUUAGUUUUGAUUUUUUUUAUCUUGAUUAGAAAAAUUCAUAAAUUGUUCUGUUUAUAGGUGGUAUGAGUUAUCACAUUCAAAGCGCAAUCCAAUUUUGUGCUAGGUUUGACUACAUCGUCGCUCAAAUUUCCUUUUAUUAUAUUUAAAGCAUUAUAAGAAUUUUGUUUUGUAAAGUCAUAUUCAUCAAUUUCGCCCCCCUCUUCUUCGCCUUCAUACACUUGAGCAUUAGUAACUGACAAAGAGAUGUGGUUAGUUAGUUAGUUAGUUAGUUCUGCACAGACCGCAAAAUUAUUAUCAAAGUAAAUGAAUUCAUUGAACUUGGUCUUUUGAAAAUACAAUUCUUCUUGAACUCUUUGCCAGGUACUAUCAAGUUAGACAAGUGGAAAGUCGUCUUCUCCAUUUUCGCAUGUUAUGUUUGAAGCGAUUUACAAUGGUCCUUUCAGUGAAUAGAUUCCAAGCUUUGGUAAUUAUCCACGUGGUUUGUGAAACAUUAAUUGUAGUUGGCGUUUGACGUUUAACAUUAUCAGGAUAUUGUCUGACAACUUCUUUUCUAUAAUGCGUUUUAAAGCUUAGAAUGAUUUUUUGGUUCAGGGGUUGUAGUAGCAUUUGGAGGCAAGUACUUUAUAUUUUUCAAGUUAAGAACUUUCCUGUUGCAGUACAAUUAUUGAUGGACAUAAGAACUUUCUUGUUUUCCAAUCAUUUCUUUAUCCAGACUUUCAAGACAAUUGCUAAACCGUAUCACUAGUCAUCCAAGCCUUAAGGUUUGACGUACAAUCUGAUGGCGGAUUAUUGACAUGUUUGAAACGUCGCGUUGUUUUAUUUUCCGAUGAUGAGUGGCUUGAGUUUGUAGGUCUCGGUACAAUUUGUUAAGGAUAGGGCCUCCAAUAGCGAUCUUUUUGUCUUGGCUUUGUUUUAACCACUUCAAUAUAUAUUUCUCGUCUUUGUAUUCACAUGUUUUUAAUCUUUUACUGUUUACAGGCAAACUACUUAUCUUCAAAUGUUUUUCAUCAACAUAAUUAGUGAUGGUUCGCUUUUCUGCGACUGAUAGGUAACACUUUUUACGUUUUUGAGCCAUUGCUACUAUACAAUCUUUCAUGUGACGAGCAGCACUGUUUAUAUUACUUCCCUAUAAACAAAACAUUAAUUGUUCUACAAAAAAAAUGUGUCGAGACUGAAUCACAUACUAUGAAAUUAAGGGUCAUAUUGGUUAUAUGCUAUAUAAAGGUAUUGGGUUGAUUCGUUAAUUAAAGAUACUUACACUUUUUUGGCAGUUGAAAAUUCGUUAUAAUUAGGGUGAUCGCGAAAAAUCUUUUUUAAUGUAAAGGUAUAUUUUAUGUUCCACCUCAAUUUUCAUAUGCGAUCCUCUUCAAAUUGCCCUAAUGAUGAUAUAAAUGCAUAUUGCCAUGAGGCAGCUCCGUGCCAUAUUGUUAAAACCGAAAUUGUUUAAAAAAUUGAAAGGAAGUGUUAUUUUUCAACCGGCUACUUUUUUUAUAUUAUUAUUGAUACACAAAAAAGCUAUGUAACAUUCACUCUUGUUUUGAAGCAAGUUAUAUUUGAAACUUUGAAGCAACAAAUUCAUCUUUGUAUUUAAUUUUACUGAAAUUAUCUUCGCUUGUUGUAUUAAGUUCAACUCUGUACUUAAUAAUGGAUUAUCUGUGAUAAAGUUUUCAAUAUUUGAUGAUCGGCAUUAUCUGUUGAUUUUUCCUAAAACGUUUACCAGGUAUAUCGGAGAAAAUUUAUAUUGGAGCAUUGAGAAGGUUAUAGAAGAAUACCUUUCACCCUUCGAAUAUCUAAAAGAAGGUAGCUUGGUAUUCCCUGGGUCAGGUUCUAUUUUCCUUUCGACUAUUUUCCGUUGUUCUUUCUUCCUCUUGACUCUGUUCCAUUCUAUCGUCCUUAUGACUAUUUUCUGUUAUUCUAUUUUCGUCUUGACUGUUUUCUGUUAUUCUAUUUUCCUCUUGACUAUUAUCUGUUUUAUCUUCCUCUUGACCAUUUUCUGUUUCGUCUUGGCUGUUUAUUUCUUUAUCAGUUUCUUUUUGGCUUUUGUUUUCUAAAGAUCCGUUAAGUUCCCGUUCAAGUGAAAAAUUUCAGAAAUUAACCAAAAUUAAGGUCCUAAAUCCACCAAAUUUACCAAUAGCUACAUCUUUUACUAGGGUCUCAAUUUGAGAUGUAUUAGUUUUCUCUAUCAUUUCAUGUUCCAUUUCCUCAUCAUUUUCCGUUUACAUUAUAGAAUUCUAAGAAGAUGAAUAGAAAAAAUCUUUGUUUUUGUAAUUCCAUCAUAAUUUCAUCUGUCAUCCAUUCCUUCUUCUUCAUACAGUCUUGCUUUAAAUACUUGUACAUGUUUCUUCUAUGGCAACUUUAAUUUUUUCCCACUUGCUAAUUUCAUUUUUUGUAGAUCUGUUCGUCUCUUAUACUUUUACUUAAGGAUAACUGUACUUGUUUUAUAUUAGGAUUAUGAAGUUUUCUGAUGUUUAUUUUAGUAUUGUUAGGUCUCUCCACUUUAAGGCGUCUUAAAUUGAUUUCCAUUUUGCUUACUAGUGCUAUGAUCGGAAUUAACGUCUGCCCCAGGAUUUCACUGAUUUGCGUUUCUAUAUUAUUUUGGUAUCAUGACGAAAUCAAUUUGGUUCUUACAAGAGCUACCGUUGAAUCUCCUGGGGAUUUCCAUGUAUAGAGGCUACGCGAUGGAAACUUGAAAAAAGUGUUGCAUAACACCAGUUUUUGUUCCCCAUAAAAGCGUACCGGUCGAUCUCUUCUUUCAUUUCUAAUUACCAGUCCAAAAUCUCCAGCAAAAAAGGCAUUCGCGUGUUUUCUACUCUUUCAUUCAAGUCCCCUUUUAUUAGUGUAACUUCGUUCUUAGUCAGUUUAACCAGUGUCUCUAGUUGUUCGUAUAACUCAUCGAUGAUUAAGUCAUUUCUAUUAGCCGUUGCUGUAAAUACAGGGUUCUCCAGUAUCGCAGCAAGAAAGGAGGACACAAUAGAUCCUUUGGGUAGAAAUGUAUAUGAGACCCUAAAUCUUUAUAUACAUACAUACAUUAGCCGUUGGGGCACAUAUUUGGAUUAUAUUUAAGUCCAGUUGUUAUCCUAUCAAUUGCAUCAACAAUAUUUUGUCUGAGAAAGGGGUAAUGGAUCCAACUGUUGAUAUAAUAUUUGGAUUAUUGUCAUUUUUGUGUUUUCUGGUGUCAUUGCCGGAGUAGAACAUUAUAUAGUCUUUUAACACAUCACUCAAUAAGUCCUGUGACUAACUGAGAAAAACACAUUUUUUUUGCCAAAAAUCGAUUUUAUUCAUCAAUUUAAUCUCUUUCAAAAGAAAUAAAAUAAUUCCAACGCUUCUCUAACAUCUCGAUGACGUGCUUGUAAAAAGAUUUGUCUUUUGCCUCAAAAUAAGCUUCAGUUUCAACAAUUUCUUCUUCAUUUGAGCUGAAUUUCUUAUCGGUGAGCAUUUUUUUGAGACCAGCGAAUAGCCAGGAGUCACUGGGGGACAGAUCUGAACAAUAAAGUGGAUGAGGAAGCAAUUCGAAGUAUAAUUCGUUCUAUUUAACCAUCGUUGCUAUCAACUUGUGAAUUGGUCCAUUUUCUGGGUGAAACAAUGGUUUUUUCUUCGACAUAUAACGCCGUGCUAUGUAGUAUUCGCUAUUGAUUGUCUUUCCCUUUUGGAGAUAGUCGAUGAACAAUAUUUAAUUCGCAUCCCAAAAUACUGAAUCCAUAACCUUCCCAGCUGACUAAUUUGCCUUUGGAAGCUUCAGACGUGGUUCAUCGGUUGCAAUCCAGUCAAAUGAUGAUCGUUUUGAUUCUGUAGUGAACUAAUGGAUCCAUGUUUCAUCCAUUGUUACAUAUCGAUGUAAAACUUAUUUAUUAAACAUGACCAAACAAUGCUCUGAAUUAUCAACAUGUUGUUGUUUUUGAUUGGCUGCGAGUAAACGCGGCACCCAGUUUGAAAAAGCUUUCUCAUGUCAAGAGUCAAGGUCAAAUGUUCAUGCAUAAUUUUAAACAUACUGCUUUCUGAUAUCUCUACGGCCUCAGCUAUCUUAGCUCUUGAUGUUUUCUGUAGUAACCACCGCAAUUGGACGAUAAGAAAAUUCUCCAUAAACGGUGUCUGUAUGACCACGAUUAAAUUCAGCAAACCAAUAACAAAUGGUUUUUUUCGAGGGAGCAGAGUCUGGAUAACAUUUUUCAAGCCAUUGCUGAGCUUGUACAGUAUUUUUUUCAUAUCAAUAUUAUAACAAUAUUAAGUUGGAAUUUCUGAAACCGUUGGUGAUAUUCAUGCUGAACACACUGUUUACUUUGCCAUUACACCAACACUCACAAUUACACCGUCCGAUGCACCUUUCAAUAAACAAGCUAUUAUCAUCAGACCGAUCUAAUUUAAAUAUUAGUUUUACGUACCUGUUCUAUUCCGUUGACCAUGAAGUCAUCACAACAAAGAUGGAAUUUCUGGAAGCACUGGUGAUAAUCAUAGUGAACUUACUGUUUACUAUUAUCACUAUACCAACACUAACGAUCACAAUGUCUGACGCGCGUUUCAAUAAUCAAGUUAUCGUCUCCAUGGGCUCAAUUUAUAUUUAGUCUCUGAAGACUUGGUUAUCGAAACAUGUGUCAGAGAUUUAAUAUUUGAACUUGGUUAUAUUAUAGAAUUUAUGAUAUGGUGGAUUCUUCUGAUUCUGUACCUUUCUAAAAAUAUGGGGCAUAUUAUGACUUUUGCAUGGAGUUUAAAAUGGUCUCAGUAUAAAUACAAAUAUAUAUGUAUAUAUAUAUAUAUAUAUAUAUAUAUAUAUAUAUAUAUAUAUAUAAAGUCCAUUUAUAUAGAAAUUGUUUAAAGUAGCAAAAAGCAACAUCAUACUUCAGCAGAUUUAUAUUUUUUUAUUUAGAUUGUUCAUAUUUGCUGGACAUCUGUUUUAUUUCCUAAUUAUAAUUUA
Diorhabda sublineata is the source of this 6530-nucleotide messenger RNA. RefSeq names its product peptidyl-prolyl cis-trans isomerase D. NCBI's taxonomy places the organism in Eukaryota, Metazoa, Arthropoda, Insecta, Coleoptera, Chrysomelidae. The record is from RefSeq and is a predicted model, not a curated record. Bases 203 to 1288 code for a protein of 361 amino acids. Gene Ontology annotation, cellular component: intracellular membrane-bounded organelle. Gene Ontology annotation, biological process: protein peptidyl-prolyl isomerization. Gene Ontology annotation, molecular function: protein binding; peptidyl-prolyl cis-trans isomerase activity. The transcript has 6 exons.